This is a messenger RNA of Copidosoma floridanum, 4102 nucleotides long. RefSeq names its product phosphatidate phosphatase LPIN (gene Lpin). The record is from RefSeq and is a predicted model, not a curated record. Gene Ontology annotation, cellular component: nucleus. Gene Ontology annotation, molecular function: transcription coactivator activity; phosphatidate phosphatase activity. Gene Ontology annotation, biological process: triglyceride biosynthetic process; fatty acid catabolic process; cellular response to insulin stimulus. Lineage: Eukaryota; Metazoa; Arthropoda; Insecta; Hymenoptera; Encyrtidae.
UUGUCGCGAACAAAACAGUCCGCCGGACGGGAUCGCGAAUACUUUUGGGCAGUUUGUCUUUAAUUCGCGUUUUUCCUGCAAACGGACCGACCGACGGAAAGUGGGACUCUCUCUCUCUCUCCUUGGGACUUUGCUCGUCAAGUUUUGUGGCUUUGUCGCGGGGGAUGCGGCUUGCAAUCGUUUAAAAGAUACUUAUUCUACCGAAAUAAUUGGUUGUCUGUGCGGUGUUUACUGCGCGGCGCUUCAUGUAACGCAAAUAAAAGACUGGUUGCGAGGGUCGGUGUAUUUCUAAAAGUGUGGUCUUGAAAAAGACCACACCUGUAUACAAUUGGUCUUGGGGCUCAAGACUUGGAACGGGAAACUUGGCCAAUAUAAGAUGUAUAACAGCAUGAACUACAUUGGAAAGUUCAUCAGCAACUUCCGGGACUUCUACAAUGAGAUCAAUGCAGCUACACUCACUGGAGCCAUUGAUGUCGUGGUGGUGCAACAGCCUGAUGGCUCGUACACCUGUUCCCCAUUCCACGUGCGCUUUGGGAAGCUUGGUGUACUGCGCUCCAGAGAAAAGGUGGUUGAUAUUGAAAUAAAUGCUGAGCCCAGGCAGAUUCACAUGAAACUUGGUGACUCUGGGGAAGCAUUCUUUGUUGAAGAAGUGCCAGGAAUUGAUGGCUCACCCAGUGAUGCCGAUAUACCACCUUAUUUGGCUUGUUCGCCCAUCCCCAAUGACGUUGAAUGUUUUGGUAAUAGAAGAUUUAACGUUUUGUCUGAUCUACCUCAAGAGCAGCAUGAAAAAAUUCUCCGAGAUUCAGUAAUGUCUAUUGAGCGCGAAAAGUGGGAACAAAUGUCUGCUUUGCCUCCGGACCAAAGAGAAAGUUUCCUCAUAGAACAUUUCUCAGAUCUUCCUUUGGAGCAGCGUGAUAAAUGGCUCCAGAUUGCUUCUCUGACUACUGAGGAGAGAGACAAGAUAUUCCAAGAGUAUUACGGAUCGAUUUCUACCGUUCAGAAACAGCGUAUGAUCAGCGAGCAGUAUUCGGCUCUCAAGACGGAGGAUAAAGAGAGACUAUUUAAAGAAAACUUUCCAGAACUCCCGGCAGAACAGAGGCAGAGCUUUGAAAAGGCACUGUUGAGUGACUGGAAGAAAGACGAACCAACGCUGUCUUUUAAGAAGAGUAUGGAGGCUGCUGAAGAUGAUGAUGAAGAAGCUGAGGAGGAGGAAGACGAUGAUAGGGACAAGUCGUUGCGUUUCAACGAUGACGAGGAAAUCUUUGACAUGGACGGCGUGACUCCGGACGAAAAACCACAAACUCCGUUUGUCAAAAACCCUAAAUCUUUUGUUGCCGUCACUUCAUCGGAACGCAUUCGCAAGAUCAGCGUGGUCAACAACGAUUUUCGGCCGAUAAAUGAAACGAAUCCCAGCUAUAAAUUCGACGGUCAAAACAAGUUGGAUGAGAAAUCGACACUCGCAAGUCACAUACCCCUAUCAGCUUCGUCAACGUCUUCCGAUAAGCGUACGUCCAAGGAUGAAUCUACUACUGAUGAAACCAAAAGUAACAGCAACAGCUCGAAAAGAAAGAGGAAGAGAAAGAGCACGAUGAAACGGAAAGGCAUGCAGAGAAAAAUUAGCGCUAACAGUAAUGUAGAAACGACUUGUGCUAAUAAUAGUAAUCAGGCAAAAACGAUCGAGGUUCUACCUGCGAUCGAAAUAGAGAAAGUUUAUCCAGAUGAUGCUGAAUCAAAAGCUGCAUCUAAGGAUGAAAUAAGCAACAUUCCCGAGCAGAAACAGUUGAAUAAAAUCAACGUCAUUCACGCGUCAACUGACUUCCACUUCUUUAGCGAUACCGAAAUCACCACAACAAACAAAGAAUCAAGGCUAAGCUCGCCUGUGCAAUCCGACACCGAGUUCGAGGUGCACAAAAUCACACAGGAGAGCAAGGCUCAGGAAGACAAAGGACAGAGCUGGAGAUGGGGCGAGCUGCCUAGUCCACCGCACGACGGAACUCUCGAUGCUCACGGAAGGCCGUUGAACCCGGUAGACGCAACCGCAUCCAGCAAUGAAACAGCUGAUGCACGUCGCUCCAUGCUUGGCGGAAUGUUCUCGUUUAUGAAGAAAACGUCGCGCGUCAGGCAUAACCCGGAGUCCGAGGGCAUUUAUCUGAGCGAUUUGAAUGCCGACGAGCUGGACCCGGAAGUCGCCGCGCUCUACUUUCCUUCGUCCCAUCGUGGAGUAACGGGAGGUAACGUUAACAAAGAAAAAACUGCCGAUGAAGAAGAUACAGAAUCUGGCAACGGGCCGUCACUGCCUCAAAGUCCGAACAGCGUAGAGGGAGCGAUUGGUGGUCCUAAAUCGCUGGACAGUGACUUUGACGAGUCAUCGUCCAAGCACUUUGAGCCGAGUCUCGAGGUUUCCCUGUCUCUAUGCGGCAACCUCGACUCGGCCAACGAUGCUGAGCCCAGCGACGAGCUGUUCCAACGUCAUGCCGUUCGUUUUGAGGACGUAUGUUCCGAUGCCAAGUUGUUCGAGAAUCCAAAUCUCGUCGUUAAAAUUAAUGGCAAAUACUACAACUGGGGAUCCGCCUGUGCUGUCGUUAUGACCUAUACCACCUUUCAAAAGCAUUUACCGCACGAUGUACUCACGAAUUUUUACGAGGAUAGGAAGAGGUCGGCUAGCGACAGUAAAAUCGAUAGAAGCAAUGGAAGAGGCAUAUCUGGUGGUUACAGUUCCUGGUUCACUUGGAGAAGAUCUAGUCAACCUGUUAAAAAGUUGUCCGAUCUCGACAACGCUGUUGAAAUCGUCCAGAGUGAAUCGGUAGUUGCUUCCAAGGAAGAUGGCACUGAAAGUUACAAGACUACCAUUAUUAUUAAUGAUGAGGGUAACAAGGACUCCUCGUUGAAUGAGCAGAUGAAUACCAGUCUAGACAGCAUAGAAACUAGUCAGUCACUCGUUAGUUUUAGCGACGCAGUCGAUGAUAAUAAAUCCGAGCAGCAAAACUGCUUGAUCAACAAAGAAAUGGAUCGCGAGGGUUACUGCGCCGGCAAUGAGGAAGAUGACUCGGACGAGGACCAGCAGCAGCCAUGUGAUAACUCCGGAAUCGACAUUCCAUCUGUUUCUAACAACUCGAGCAAUCUGUCUGCUACCUCGAUCGCUACACCCAUCCCUAAGAGAGAAGGCACGCCGAGCUACAGAAAAACUUUAAGGCUAUCAUCCGAACAAAUUGCUAGUCUAAACUUAAAAGAGGGUACGAACGAGUGUGUAUUCAGCGUGACAACAGCUUACCAAGGAACUACCCGAUGUAAAUGCUUCAUCUACAAGUGGAAGUGGGAUGACAAGAUCGUCAUUUCGGACAUCGAUGGUACAAUCACCAAGUCCGACGUUCUUGGACACAUACUACCAAUAGUUGGUAAAGACUGGGCCCAAUCGGGUGUCGCACAGCUCUUUACAAAGAUCAAAAACAACGGCUACAAGCUUCUUUAUCUCUCGGCCAGAGCUAUCGGUCAAGCUCGAGUGACACGCGAAUAUCUCAAGAGUAUUCGGCAGGAUGAUCUUUCUCUUCCCGAUGGACCACUUCUGCUCAAUCCAACAAGUCUGAUCUCUGCAUUCCAUCGCGAAGUUAUCGAAAAGAAGCCCGAACAGUUCAAGAUCUCGUGUCUAAGUGACAUCAAAGCACUCUUUCCCGACGGCUCUCAGCCAUUCUAUGCUGGGUAUGGCAAUCGGAUCAAUGAUGUUUGGGCAUAUAGAGCUGUAGGUAUUCCGACGACUCGGAUAUUCACGAUUAAUCAUCGUGGCGAAUUGAAACAUGAACUGACUCAAACCUUCCAGUCGACAUAUUCAAACAUGAGUUAUAUUGUGGAUCAUGUGUUCCCGGCAAUACGGGAGGACGUAGCCGACGAGUUCAGCAACUUCUCCUAUUGGCGUGAGCCCAUCCUGGAUUUGGUGCAGCAUGAAAUGCUGGUCGGGCAAAAUUGAAUGACGAACGACGACUUUCGUUCGUUUAACACUUUGCGCUUAUGCCAACAUUUUUUUGUACUUUUGAUGUAUUGUGUAAGCGUUUAAUUAUAUCGUACAUAGGACUUUUUAGAGUCACAGAAACAAAUAUAUAUUAUGCAU